UUUUCACAGGGUGUUGGAGCAGCAGCUUCCAGCAAAAGCUCAGAUACCACAUCUCUUGAAGAAAACUAUACUUGGCUAGUUUCCACUAGUCAUGAUGCUUUCCAAAUUUUAAAAAAGAAUGAAAGUCUGCUGUGUGAAGUCCUCCUGAAAAAGUUUGGCUGUGUCUCUACCCUGUUCUUUCCAGCUCUGGAAGGAAACAGCAAAUCUCUUGUUGAGCCAGUCUUCAGAAAAAGGCCGGUCCCUGGACUGGAGUUAUCUGUUUGGAAGGAUGACCUCACCAAACAUGUGGUUGACGCUGUGGUGAAUGCAGCCAAUGAAGAUCUUCUCCAUGUGGGAGGCCUGGCAGGGGCCCUGGAGAGAGCUGGUGGCCCUGACAUCCGGGAGGAGAGCAGAAGAUUUGUGACCACCCAUGGUAAAAUACCAGUUGGUAUGAUAGCUGUUACUGGAGCAGGGAAGCUUCCCUGCAGAAAGAUUAUCCAUGCUGUGGGGCCUCAGUGGCACGUUCUGGGUCCAGAGUUAUCUAAAAAGAAGCUACAAAAUGCUAUUAUAAAUAUUCUGAACUAUGUCAACUGUAGAAAAUCAUCCAUUAGAACAAUAGCUAUUCCAGCGCUGGGCUCUGGAAUUUAUCAAGUUCCUGUGGACUUGUGUACACGUAUCAUUUUAGAAACAAUCUACACUUAUUUACAAAAGCAUCAAGUCGUGGGUCAUUUGCAAGAAAUUCACCUGGUGAGCAACGAGGAGCGUACUGUUGCUGCUUUCAAAGCUGCUUCAGAAUUUGUCCUAGGGGAGAAUGAGCGGGACCUCUGCAAGAGUCAAGAAACCACUCCUCCUUUCAAUACGAAGCUCCAGCUUGUCCAGGGCCACAUUGAACAGCAGAAGUCAGAUGUAAUUGUUAAUUCAAUAAGUGGACGUAGCCUUAAAGUCAGCUUGGUAUCAAAAGCGAUUCUACAACAAGCAGGAGAGCAAAUGGAAAGGCAUCUUAGGGAGAAGAUACCUACACUGUCUUCAGAUUCCCUGUUAGUACUGGUCACAGAAGGAUUUAAGUUGUCCUGCCAGUAUGUGUUCCACAUAAUAUGGCAUUCAAGUAAUCUCAGUCCUCAGACAUUAAGAGAAGCAAUGAAGAAGUGUUUGAAAAAUUGUCUUGAUCCACCUAUAACUUCUAUUUCCUUUCCUGCCUUUGGGAUUGGAAACAUGGGUAUGAUGAAAGAUGAAGCAGCCGAGAUUAUGUUUGAUGAAGUUUUAGCAUUUGCCAAAAAUCACCCUACAAAACAACUAACUGUAAAAUUUGUGAUCUUUCCAGAAGACAGGGAUACAUAUGUGGCUUUCAAAGCUGAAAUGACAAAAUUCAACUCACACAAUCCCAACGAUAACAAUGUCUUCCAGUGGACCACAGAGGAGCAAAGAAUAAAUGGCCUUGAAGCUGGAUCGCCUACUGUCAAUCUGAUGGGAGCCACCAAAGAAAAGAUGCAAGAGGCUGAAGUGUGGAUCAAAAGGUUACUGACUUUCCAGGACCACCACGUCAUUGAGAAUAAUCAUAUUCUCUACCUUGGGAAAAAAGAACAUGAAAAACUGGCUCUGCUCCAGAAAACCGCAAGUGUCUCCAUCACAGAGGCUGUCUGUAUAGGAAAGACAUAUUUGGAGAUUAAAGGAGACCGAUCUAACCUCAUGAAGGUGGUUAUGAAAGUUGAAUGUAUGUUGUGUGAUGUUCAGGAGGAAGUGAUAAGAAAAAAUGAGAAAGCCCUUUAUAGCUUUUUAGCACAAUGGACUGGUCAGCAUCCCAAACUACAAAAUGAAAAGAUCUUAUAUCUUCGAUAUCUAGUGCCUUCAUGUCCAGAACUUCAACGUGAAAAGAAGAUAUUUGAAAAAUGGGGUUUGCAAGUUAUAAAGGUGGAGGAGUUACAAAAUCCAUUACUCAUGGCUGCCUACCAAGAGAAGAAGAAAAUUAUGGAAGUGAGAACCCAGCAAUCACCUGUGUGCCUCAGGGCAUUCCAGCAAGUUCCAUACCAGUUCCUUGAUGCUGUGUGCAGAGUCGGCUUUCACAGAUUCUAUACUGCAUCCUAUAACCCACAAUAUGGAGCUGGCAUAUACUUCACCACAAAUCUCAAAAACCUAGCUGAUAAAGUCAAGACUUCUAACACCGACAAGUUCAUCUAUGUGUUUGAGGCUGAGGUCCUCAAAGGCUCCUCCUGCCCAGGUCAUCGGUCAAAUAUUGUCCCCCCACCAUUGUCUCGUGAAGCCGUAGAUUGCUAUGACAGUGUUGUUGACAAUGAGUCCAUGCCUGAAACCGUUGUUAUUUUUAAUGGUAUGCAAGCUUUACCCCAAUAUUUGUGGAUUUGCACUCAGGAUCAUGCAGGACCGCAAGGUUACUCAACAGGACCAGUAUCCUCUUCAGGGCAGGAUUGGAAAAAAUUGUCAAAUGGCAGCUCUGUUGAUUAAUGUCCAUAUCAUUUUAACAACUGGUAUGAUCUUGCUUUGGGGCAACCAACCAAGUGGUCAUUAUUAAUGACUCAAAGAGUAACUUACAUAUGUUAAAUGGAUUAUCUGUUUGGAUUGGCUGGGCUGUUGCAAGAACCCAUCCUGCAUGAAUUUCUGCUUUCAUCUUGGGGUUGGGAUGGAAAAAAUAUCAACUGAUACACUUCUAUGUUCCUUCUCCUUGCACAAUGUUCUUUCAUAUUUCUUUUAGCUACAGUCAACAGGAAGUAUUACAUGUAAAGAAGAGAUUAUUCCCAAGUAAAAUCUAAAUCUUUAUUUGCUAUACAUGUUAGUAUGACAUUAUUUGGACAGGAAAAUAGCUUAAGAUUUUCCAGAGAAUCAUAUGACAUGCCUUGGAUCCCAAAAUAAAUAAACUUUGUUGGAGUGAC
Dipodomys ordii (Ord's kangaroo rat) is the source of this 2861-nucleotide messenger RNA. RefSeq names its product poly (ADP-ribose) polymerase family, member 9 (gene Parp9). Gene Ontology annotation, cellular component: nucleus; cytoplasm. Gene Ontology annotation, molecular function: NAD+ poly-ADP-ribosyltransferase activity; ubiquitin-like protein ligase binding; transcription corepressor activity. Gene Ontology annotation, biological process: negative regulation of gene expression; positive regulation of type II interferon-mediated signaling pathway. The record is from RefSeq and is a predicted model, not a curated record. Lineage: Eukaryota; Metazoa; Chordata; Mammalia; Rodentia; Heteromyidae. The annotation marks the transcript as partial. The transcript is spliced from 9 exons.